GAAUCCAUCCAUGGCUUUAACCAGCCGAUGCCGGCUCCGAGGUCGCAAGAUCCCCAUGGAGACGGAGUGCGGGAAAAUAAUGUCGUCCCGCUCGGACAGUGGGAGUGGGGAGGACUCGUUGGACCGGCUGCUGCCCCCCUCCGGGGCUCCUCGCAGGAAGAGCACUACCUUGCUGAGUAAAACUGAGCCUCCUCUGCUCCGCACAGGCACACGCACCAUCUACACCGCUGGCCGACCUCCCUGGUAUGACGAGCACGGAGCUCAGUCAAAAGAGGCCUUUGUCAUCGGGUUGUGUGGGGGCAGUGCCUCAGGGAAGACCACCGUGGCCAAUAAGAUCAUUGAGGCUCUGGAUGUGCCGUGGGUUGUGCUGUUGUCUAUGGAUUCUUUCUACAAGGUUCUAUCUCCAGAUGAGCAGGCCCUGGCGGCAAGUAAUGACUACAACUUCGAUCAUCCCGGGGCAUUUGACUUUGAGCUGCUGGUUGCCACCCUCAGGAAGCUGAAGCAAGGCAAGAGUGUGAAGAUCCCAGUGUAUGAUUUCACUACGCACGGACGGCAGAAAGACUGGAAAAAUGUGUAUGGUGCCAGCGUAAUCAUAUUUGAAGGAAUUAUGUCUUUUGCAGACAAAGAGCUUCUUCAGCUCCUGGAUAUGAAAAUCUUUGUGGACACAGACUCAGACAUUCGGCUGGUCCGCCGGCUCCGCAGGGACAUCACAGAACGUGGACGAGACAUUGAAGGCGUCAUCAAGCAGUACAACAAGUUUGUGAAGCCAGCCUUUGAGCAGUACAUUGAGCCGACCAUGAGGCUGGCUGAUAUCGUUGUGCCGAGAGGUGGUGGGAAUAUGGUGGCCAUCGAUCUUAUAGUCCAGCAUGUUCACAGCCAGCUGGAGGAGCGUGAGCUCAGUGUCAGGGCUCUCCUGGCCUCCGCUCAGCAGACUCAGCCGCCGCUGCCCCAGACGCUCAGUGUGUUGGAGAGUACGCCGCAGGUCAGAGGCCUGCACACCAUCAUCAGGAACAAAGACACCAGUCGAGACGAGUUUAUCUUCUACUCAAAGAGAUUAAUGCGGCUUCUCAUAGAACAUGCACUUACAUUUCUACCAUCUCAGCCGUGUGUCGUUCAGACUCCACAGGGACAUGAAUACGAGGGCCGUAGUGACAACGGGAGAGGGAUCACCGGUGUGUCCAUCCUGCGGGCAGGAGAGACCAUGGAGCCCGCCCUUAGAGCCGUGUGCAAGGACGUUCGCAUCGGCAAGAUCCUCAUCCAGACCAACCUCGACUCAGGCGAACCAGAGCUGCAUUACCUGCGUCUGCCCAAAGACAUCAGUGAAGAUCAUGUCAUCCUAAUGGACAGCACAGUCUCCACCGGCGCUGCUGCCAUGAUGGCAGUGCGAGUCCUAUUGGAUCACGAAGUGCAAGAGGAUAAGAUCGUGUUGGUGUCGCUGUUGAUGGCAGAGCUCGGGGUGCACUCUGUGGCCUACGCCUUCCCGCAGGUCAAAAUCAUCACCAGCGCUGUGGACAAGAGUCUGGACGAUUCUUUACAUGUAAUUCCUGGUAUCGGGGACUUUGGGGACCGGUAUUUUGGGACAGAUGGGUCCGAUGGUUGGAGUGAUGAGGAGGACCCGGAGCAGCCGUCAUACUGACACAAACAUCUGUGAAAUCUUUGACAGAAAAUACAAGCACUACUUGAAAACCUCUGUUAUCGUGCAUCCUCUUCAGGCAUUGACAAGCAAAAAACACUGUUCUAUUCACUUUUUGUGUUCUGUACAUGAAGUUUUGUACUCUUAUACAACGGAUGAGUCUCGGUCAAGUUGUAUGCAUGAGAGAUAUUUUGCUCUAUUUACAACUGAGAGUUCGUCAUAAAUAUUUUCAUACUCAGAGGGUCACAGAGGUGAAACAGUGCCAUUACCUUGAGGUGCAAUAAUGCAACAACAUUAUUAUGAUUAUACUAAAUUAUUUCACCCAGCACUGGGUUGCACCAGUUGUUCAAAAAUCCAGUUCUUAGUGAGUGAUAACUAGCUUCAAACACAAGGCACAAACACAAGAUACAGCCAAGGCUGAUGGGAUUUUAUUAGUUCUUAAAGAUAAAAAUAUUGACCCUAAUGAUCAAUUAAAAUGAAAAAGAGAAUCGCCAAAGUUGAUAAUGUUCAUCUUCAGGGAUUCAUAGCAAUCGGUGCAGUGGUUGUUGAGAUGUUUCACUAAAAGACAAAAAUGUCCACCUCAUGGUGGCGCUAGAGGAAAAGUCAACAAACCAUCAACCAACCAACUGACUAACAAACUUACAUCUGUAAAGUCAUGAUUCUCACAUGCCUUAAAAAAGUUUAAAAGGGCCAAGUCAUAUGUUGAACUUUAAUGCCAAUCAUUGAUUGACUUUGUUUUAUUAUUAUGUGCACACAUAUAUGUGUUUUAGAAUUAACAGUAUUCAUGCAGUUUAACAUGAGAUUACACCAGACUGAUGUUAUAUCUUAUUUAGUCUAACAUUACUUUUACUCCUCAUCUAAACGGCUCAUAUUAGAAAGCUAACGCUGCUUUUGUGAUUUGGUUCAUUUAGCUGCACAACAGUAAACAUUCAGUAGCAACUUAUCUAUGAAAAAGAAGUAGUUAAUUAAGUGAUUCAUAGAUCUCCACUUAGUCAACAGGAGAACGAGGCACAACUUAGGAAAUGGGUUAGAAAAGAGUGUGGAGAUUAUAGAAAAAGCUUCAGAAUAGCAGCAAGUGCUGUUAAAUGGCCUUCUAUGUUUUUCAGAGGUAUUUUCUUUUUGAGGAAUCAGAUGAGAAGCUGUGCGACUUGAAUGUAAUGUCAAUACACACGGGUUGUAAACUGGGGCUAUUACUACACUAGGUUUGGAUUUUAUGAAUAGCUGGUGCACUCUGCUCAUGAACAUGCUCUGAUACAAAUGAACUACUUUAUUCUGCUCUAAACACUUUUUUAAUGUAAUGUACGUAACUCACAUCUAAAGUAGAAGAGUUGUCAGAAGUUUUAUAGUAAACAUACAGUAUAUUACAAAAGGAAAUUAUUGUCAUCAAAAUCUUGCAGGUUUACACAUUUACCACAGGUGAAGCAGCCCAGUGAGUAUGUUGUAAAUCUUAAAUUCAGGGUAUGAGCAUUCGAGAUUAAAUUUAGUUUUCAUUCAUCACUGCCUCUUUCUACUUCCACUGGAAAUAUGACAUCUGCCCAUUAUGUUGUAUAUCUGGACUGAUCAUCAAGGUGUGAGGACGUCAUGGACGGUCACAUGCUCACUUAAGAAUAUUUUCCGUGCUCCUCUGACUCUCAGGGUUCAGACACAAGCCACUUUGGAUCCCUCUUUGAUGCACUUCAAAACCUGAAGGGGUCAGCAUAGCUCACAUCUAGCUUUCUCUCUGUGUGAUUUAUAGCGUGUCCCUCUGAGAAAUCUGUGUGUCUUUACAGUACAGAAGAAUGCAUACACACUCACCUGAAACACCUCCAUUUGCACAAGUUGAACUGUUGAUUUAAUGUCAUGAAUGGCAGUUUUGCAGAAAUGGAAGCGUCCUUGUGUGGUUCAUGAUUUUAACUGAAUGAUGUGAUGCAGAAUCCAGUGUGGUUACCUGCCUAGUUAUAAACAUGUAAGAUAAUGAUAACAAUGUAAUUUCAGGGUUACAAACUGUGCAGUAAAAACCUCGAGCCUCCCA
Messenger RNA from Seriola aureovittata, 3644 nucleotides. RefSeq names its product uridine-cytidine kinase 1-like 1a (gene uckl1a). The record is from RefSeq and is a predicted model, not a curated record. The transcript has 15 exons. Lineage: Eukaryota; Metazoa; Chordata; Actinopteri; Carangiformes; Carangidae. Gene Ontology annotation, cellular component: cytoplasm. Gene Ontology annotation, molecular function: kinase activity; ATP binding. Bases 11 to 1636 code for a protein of 541 amino acids.